UAUUAAAAGUUAGCUAAAAGUUAAUUGCUGCUUGCAUAUUUCUCGCACUCCAUUAUCUGAGUAAAAGGUAUCCAAUAGUCGCGGCACUCAACUAUGGCGUUCUCUCUCGUUUUAUGCUGUGCCCGAGUUUCUACAGAAAUAUGUGUAGCAAGAUAAGACAAAAACAGCUUCGCUACCUUGACGUGUUGAUAGCAGUUGUAUACCCGUCUAAUUAAUAGACAAUAAAUACAGCUCACUAUUGAAGCAGUGAUUUACCAGUAAAUAAAGAUGUAUGAGUUCUAUCGCACCAUUACCAUCAGCCCUAAGGAUUGACGUGCCGCGCCUUCCAAGCGGAGUGUACACAGCGCUUAAGGAUACCUAUGGAGACUUGCUAGAAGCAGGAAACGAUGUAUCCUUGCAAUGGAUAGCCAACCAAUCGUGGAUUUACAGCACCAGCUUCAACAGCCAUGAAUUGGGUCACGACAGUCAUGCAAAUCUUACGCUCCACGGAAUCGAUACGGUUUCCAAGGUACACUUUAAUGGAGAGCUUCUUGGGGAGACGGACAACAUGUUUGUCCGCUAUUCCUUCACCAUUGGCCACUUGCUUUUGCCUAGCCCUAGCCAAAACAUCUUGGAGAUUGAGAUCCUUUCACCCCUACAGGAGGCAAGUAAGCGUGCUCGAGAACUUGAAGACUUGGGCGUCGUUACCGGGCCGAUUAGCUGCCCACGGGCUCGCGGCGAUGUCGAGUGCCAUCGAAAUCACUUACGCAAGAUGCAAAUGAGUUUCGGUGGCGAGUGGAAUCCAGCCGCACUUUCCUUAGGCAUAUGGAAACCAGUGGUAGUCGAAUACUAUGCAGUAGCCGUGUUUCGCGAUGUUGAAGUUGCCAUUAAACGAAACGAUUCUCACUGGUCGAUGGAUUGCCGCGCCUUCCUCAGCACACAUACAUCACAGGAUUUUUAUGCCCAACUGGUGGUUUAUGCCAAGGACCUAGACUAUAACGUUUCUCCUUGUUUUUUGGUUCUAAUCUUAUUGAAAGUAGAAAUUGGAAAAACCUUCUUUUUCCGGGUGAAUGGCCACCCCAUAUUCAUGAAAGGAGCGAACUAUGUACCAGCCCACACACUUCCGGAGUUAUCGGCUGAUGCUGAUGCGGUCACCUAUUUGCUUAAGGCCGCACACGAGGCCAACAUGAACAUGAUACGCGUUUGGGGUGGCGGCCUUUAUGAGUCGGAUACCUUCUACAACUUAGCGGACUUUUACGGGUUGUUGGUGUGGCAGGAUCUGGCGUUUUCCCAAGCUGCAUUCCCGCUAGCAAAUGACUUUGUAGCUUCUGUGUGCGUGGAGAUAGUACAGAAUGCACAGCGUCUUUCUUAUCAUCCCAGCUUAGCCCUAAUCGUUACCAACAAUGAGAUUAAGCUAUUUCUGGCGAACAACAAAUCUGAUUUUGGCGAAAAUGCCACCCGAACGGAGAGCGAUUAUAAAGCCUUCUUUAUUGACACAAUUAUUCCAAAGCUAAAAGUUAUCUCUCGAAAGGAUUUCAGCCGUCGCCCUGACCCCGUGGCCUCUACGCCUUCGCUAGGUGACCAGGAGUCUGGCAAAAACCUCUCCGACAACCCACAAAGUUUGAACUAUGGCGAUGUGCACUUUUGGGACGACAAGGGUUUUAGCCCUGAGACGUAUCCUCACGCUCGAUUCGUUUCGGAAUUCGGUUACGCUAGCCUUCCAAUAAAGUCCACGUGGCAACGGGCACUAGGGGAUUCCGCAGAUGAUGGCGACCAUGAAAUUGCAAGACUUAUUCGAAGCCGUCAGCACGAUCCUAAAGGAUUCAAUCCAAUACUCCAAUUAAUUGCCUAUCACCUUCCGUUUUUUCCGCAGAAUUGGGACGAAAAUAUCGAUAAGUUCAUAUAUUUUAGUCAAGUUGCACAAGCCAUGGCGACUAAAACAGCGAUGGAAGUGUUUCGUAGCCUUCGCACAGGAAACCAUACAAUGGGCGCUCUUAUAUGGCAGUUAAACGAUGUUUGGGUGGCUCCAACUUGGUCCUGCAUCGACUUCUACGGAAACCCUAAGCUAUUAUACUACUGGGCCGAGGAACUUUUAGCCCCAACAAGUGUUAUUGCUCUGUACGACAAUAACUCAUACAACCUCAAUAUCACGCUUACAAGGGAGGACUUCUCCGAGCAAAGGGACUCGCAGUUAUACUAUGUGCUGGUAAACACUUAUCUAUGGACGGACUUGAUUGCCAAGAAGACUGUAGCUCGCGCUUUUGUACUGGGCUCCAACAGCCUUGAGUUACGGCAAAUACCUUUGGAAUACUUGCUGUACGAAAAACAUUUGAAGGAAGAACUUUUUUUAGAAAUAAUUUUGGAGGACGAAUACGGCACCUCAGUGGCUAGAAACUUUUUUUACCCUGUGACCUUUAAAAAUAUUAUUGGCAUUAAAGAUCCAGAACUAACACUAGAGGUUACAGGUCAAGACUGCAAAGCGGCAACAUAUCCUUAUGCAAAUAGUUUUAGUUUGCGCAUCACUGUGAGAUAUCCGGCUCUACUUGUAUACCUUCAGCUAUCACAUCCGAAUUAUGUCAAGGAGCGGCACAAGUUCUCGGCAAAUGGCUUUACUCAAACCCAGCCACAAAAGACGAUUCACCUAGUGUUUGAAAGCGAUUUAGAGUGCAUGACUUUAACUACCGAUCACAUAAAAGUUCAAACGAUAAAUCAGUAUUUAAUAUGAACUAAGUUUUACUAAGUCAAAAUGGCUGCAUAUAUAAAA
This is a messenger RNA of Drosophila erecta, 2743 nucleotides long. RefSeq names its product beta-mannosidase. Gene Ontology annotation, biological process: glycoprotein catabolic process. The coding region runs from base 272 to 2704 and encodes 810 amino acids. NCBI's taxonomy places the organism in Eukaryota, Metazoa, Arthropoda, Insecta, Diptera, Drosophilidae. The transcript has 7 exons. Gene Ontology annotation, molecular function: beta-mannosidase activity. The record is from RefSeq and is a predicted model, not a curated record.